Molecule: messenger RNA, 2636 nt
Organism: Aspergillus ibericus CBS 121593
Lineage: Eukaryota; Fungi; Ascomycota; Eurotiomycetes; Eurotiales; Aspergillaceae
Exons: 3
Coding region: 72-2213 (713 amino acids)
Source: RefSeq, a predicted model, not a curated record
CAUCAUCACCACCAUAAUUCCUCCUCUCAUUCCCAACUCCCAUCCUCGUCCCUUGUGACUAUCAGCCCACCAUGGCCGAUGACGAAGAGCGCAUCAAGGCCGAGAAGCUAGCGGCUGCGAAGAAAAGGGUUGCCCAACUCCAAAAACAGAAAAAAAAGGCGAAUAAGAAGGCUGCUAGUGGGGAUGUUUCGAAGGAGGCUACGACUGCGGCCACGGCUGCCGCUGCCGCUGCUGCUGUUGCGGAGGUUGAGGAGUUGACGCAGGGGAAGGAUGGUGCUGCUGCUGCUGCUGCUGCUGUUACGUCGUCGUCGUCGCCGACACCGACACCGACAUCGCCGGCUGCUGGAGAGGGGGAAGGGGGGGAGGUGAAGGAGGAGGAGAAGGAGCAGGUUAAGGUUGAAGGCACAGGAACAGAGACAGCAGCAGGAUUGGAUGAGAGUGCAGAGAAGAAUGAGGAACAGACAGCUGCGGCAGAGGAUAAAAAGGAAGUGGAAGCUGAGGGAGCGAGCGAGCCUAUGCCUGAUGCGCCUACGUCUGAUGCGCCGACGUCUCCCGGUCCGGAAGUCGAAGCACAACCUGCUACGAUAGGGAGGUCGGCGCACGGUAGGCAGCCUUCGUUGUCGAUUCAGUCGAAGAUGCGGUCGUCGUCGUUCCGGAAGGGGUCAGUGUCGCAGGGUAGCGUGUCGCCGUCGCCUGGGGCGAUGUUGAAGUCGCCGUCGUUGCCGCCGUUGAGUGCGGAUGGGGAGUCGGUGCAGGAGGUGUACCGGAAGCAGUCGACGCGGAUUGAGGAGCUGGAGAAGGAUAAUAAGCGGUUGGAGAAGGAGUUGGAGGAGGCGACGGGGCGGUGGAAGAAGACGGAUGAGCAGUUGGAGGAUUUGCGGGAGGCGAGUGUUGAUGUCGCUGAAUUGAAGGAUAAGUUGCAAAAGGCGGAGGAGAGGGUCGCGGAGAUUGAUGAGUUGAAAGCAGAAAUUGCGUCGCUGCAGCGACAGAACUCGCAUCUGCAAACCCGCACGCAUAGGAGCAAUGCUAGUGUUUCGGUGCCGGCCCCGUCGGAGUCUCCGCCGGCGGAUCUGGUGCAGCAGUUGGAGUCGAAGUCGGCGACCAUUGAAGCUAUGGAGUUGGAGAUCUCGAAUCUUCGCGCGCAGCUGUCCUCGAGCAGUGCUCAUGAGGCGCAAAUAGCAGCGUUGGAAGACAAGCUGUCUGGCAGUGAAUCUGCGCUGGAGAAGGCCCAGAACGAGCUCGCUGACACCAAGGCCGCGCUGACCCGCGCAUCCGAGAAAGCAGUCAAGGAGUGCGUGGACAAGACCUCGACGGAGACGCUGAUCAAGAACCUCCAGCGGGAGAUCGAAGAGCUCAAGCAGGAGAAGACCGGAGCAGACAAGAAAACCGAGACAUUGGAGAAGAAACUUGAAGCAAUGGGCAACCUGCACAAGGAAUCCGAAGCACGGCACCAAACCCGUCUGCGCGAGACGGAGAAGAUUGAAAAAGAGGCCGCCGUGCUCCGGAAGAGACUGGCAGACGUCGAGAACGAGAACCUCCGUCUCAAGGAAGAGCAGGAGGCGCUUCGCAAACGACAAUCCGGCGAAGGCGGCACCGACGACGAUGCCCUCGACGAACUGGAGGACGAAGAGCGCUCUCGCCUGCAGCGCCGCAUUCGCGACCUCGAAGGCGAAGUCUUCGACCUCCGCCGCGGUGUCUGGCAAGAACGCCGUGAAGAACUCGCCGGUGACCACCAACUCCACUCCCCCUUCGCGCCCGACCACCUUGCUUCAACCGCCGCCUCUGCAGCCAACACCUUCGACGACGUCGACCUCAUCGGCGGAACCCCCGACCACGCCCGCCGCCGCAGCAUGGCCAACAACAAGAACCAGCACUCCUCCUUCUCCACCGUCCUCUCCAGCGGCAUCGCCGCCUUCACCGGGGGAAACACCUUCUACGGAAACCGUGGCCGCGCCGGCUCGAACCAGCAACACCACCCACCUGCAACACGGGGCAGUCUCGAGCUCCUCUCCGAAGAGAACUUCGACGACGAGUUCGACGAAGCAGAGUUCGCACGGGCCCAAGCCGAAGAAGAAGCCCGCAAACGAGUCGAAUGGGUCCGUGAAAUCAAGCGCAAGCUCAAGGACUGGCACGGAUGGCGAUUGGAUCUGGUCGAUAGUCGAGCCGGUGCUGAGGGUGCCGGAGUCGGAAUGGGUGAGAUUUUCCAGAUCUAGUCUUUCUUCCUCUUCAUUCCGGCUCCCGUUUCUUUCUCCUUGUUUGGCGCCAGCCUAUACAACUUAUUCGGUGGCAUUGAUGUUUCUUUCUCCAUGAGAAUUGACUUGACUUGUUUAUGAUACCGUGGAUGUGGUCUGGAUUGGGUUUUGUUGAUGAGGAUUAGCUAGCUAGAGUUCUAUGGGUUAGCUUAGCUUAGCGUUAGCUGGAUGGAGUAUUACGGCUGGGUUUGAGUUCUUAUUAGGUAGGCGUCGAUGGCAUAUACAGUUUCCGUGGGGGGCUGUAUCGUUACUAUGUACCUGGUUUCCAUGGGGUUGUCUUUCUAUACUGUAACGGAUGUACAGAGUACGGAAAUAGGGAUUGGGAUUGGUCACGAGGUAGGUAUGAGUACCCUGCUCACUGAACGAAGGGGGAAAGAAUUAAAC